Messenger RNA from Bombus pyrosoma, 5860 nucleotides. Its product is annotated as leucine-rich repeat-containing protein 24-like. Gene Ontology annotation, molecular function: protein binding. The record is from RefSeq and is a predicted model, not a curated record. The transcript has a single exon. NCBI's taxonomy places the organism in Eukaryota, Metazoa, Arthropoda, Insecta, Hymenoptera, Apidae. Bases 1482 to 3464 code for a protein of 660 amino acids.
GCGCGGCAGCGAGAGUAUCUAGUGGCUAGUAGGUUCUGCGCGCGCCCGUACACCCGUGUACCCUAUUUAGAGGGGUGGAAAGCGCCGGUACGAAGGUGGGGUGGCUUGUGUCCAAGAGUAGGGAGUAGAAACGAUCCCUACUACCCCUCUCUAGCCGGUUGGGAAAGCGCACGAGCUGUGUCUGGUUAUAUGGGAGUGGCGGGGGUUGUGGAGGGAUUUCAUAAGGGUAGAGGGGUUGGAUAGGGGUUCGAACAGAGCUGGUUUAGGCAAGGGGGUGAAGGAUGCUGGUGGAUGAGACUGGAGGAGAGGAAAGGCGCCGUAAGGGGUGCUCGGAAUCACGGUGGUGGUGUGUACACCCUGUGUAUAUAGUCUGGUCAGAGUGGAAGAAGGGUGCGCCCUACUUCGCGUCGGCGUUUUCCCUCCUGGCAGUGUGCAACGACGUAUCGAAAGAAGGACAGAGAAAGCGAGCACAGGCUGUCUCUCCGAUUCGGUGCCGGGCUUUUCAUAGUCUCUCAUUUCACGACGAGCGUCCGUGCCAUCGGUUCGAGUGUUUUGCGCGUUCAACGAAUAUCGGGAGUGAGAGAAAAAAGAAGAAAGAGGAGAAAGAAGGAAAGAGGCAGUGAAAAUCGGCUGGGAAAACAGAACGGGGAACGCGAACCAGCGAAGAUCGCCUGGCACGGACAACGCCUCGGGCACGGAGCAACGCGAGAACGAGAUAGGACUUCGGUCUGUAUCGCGAGUAUAUUUGGUGAUUCGUGUUAGUACGCGUCGUCCAAGGUGGUGGUGCAGAGUACCGUCCGUCGACGGGGGUGUUGUUGCCGUUAUUGGUUCUCAUCGAUGGUGAAUCGUGGAGUUGGUUUUCGUAAGCUUCACGGCAAGUGCACGUUGAUCGACGCGUUUACGUAAGAACGACGGACGCUCGUGGUGUAUGCUUACUCGUACGUGCUCAUAUGUAUCUCAAUGUGCGCGCGCGCGUGUGACAAGUACCGACAAAUACGGGAAGACGAGUCAAGGAAAGAGACGGCAGAGGUUUUCGUCGAUUCGUGAGUUUGCCGAAAAUACCAAUUCGGUUAGCUUCGAUCAUCGCGUAUCCUUCGAAGAUCAAAGGACAAGUAUUCGUCAUCGUACGUCGAGCGGUCGCCGAGUCGACGAAUCAGAAGAAUUCACGAAUGGACGAGCCGAGAGCGUUUAAUCCCGACCUUCUCGUUUGCAUAAUUAGCCGUGCUGCACUGCUGCAACAGCUACAGGGAGAGAAGGGUUCGCGUAAACUUUGUUAUAAAGGCUGAGGUGGCGGUCGUAUUAUUCGACGAUACGAGGAGGAGGAAUUGAACUUGUCGUUACAAGGAGACGAGAGAAGGUGAGAACAACGACCAAAGGCGUCUCGUCAUCGAAACCUACUCGAAGAAGGAAAUGGAAAAAAUGGGCGCAAGCUUGUUGACAGAGUAUUUUCUCGGGAGAGCGAAAACACUCCUCGCUUAUUGAUGCGCCUGGCGAGGCUAGCGUCCUCGAGCAAAAUAGUCGGGGCGGAUAGCGUCUAUCGUAACCAGGACCAGCAUUCGACAAUAAUAAACGUGUUCGUCAUGGAAAUCUCGGUGUUCUUGUUUUACGUGACGACGUUGCUGGGCAUUGUGACCAGCGACAAGUGCGCCGUUGAGUGUUCUUGUAAGUGGAAGAGCGGGAAGCGCACGGUCGAGUGUGUAAAUCGUGCCCUGACUAGCAUACCGGAGUGGGUCGAUCCGGAAACGCAAGUGUUGGACACGAGCGGUAACGACAUUCGGACCCUGCCGAGUAACAUCUUCAAACGUGUACGUUUGACGAAUCUACAGCGUCUCUACCUACGCGAGUGCCGUAUCGACCGAAUCGAUAGCGAAGCACUGGCCGGCCUUACGAAUCUGGUAGAGCUCGAUCUAAGCCACAACCUCUUAACGGUGGUCCCUACUGCAAGUUUCUUGGAUACACCGUUCCUCAGGGAUCUCGUACUGUCCAACAAUCUUCUCAAGAGGAUUCACUCGCACGCGUUCAAGAGUACACCGAACCUGGUCAAGUUGGAUUUGUCUCACACGCAACUGGUUGAGAUCGAGGCGAAAGGAUUCCGGGGCUUGGAACUGUUGGAAAGUUUAAAGUUAAACAAUAAUCAGUUAUCGACCCUUCAUCCCGGUACGUUCGAGCCGUUGAACAAACUCACGAGCAUAGAACUUCACGAUAACCCCUGGAUCUGUGAUUGCCAUUUACGCGAGAUGAAAAUGUGGCUCGUGAAGCACAAUCUGCCGACCCUUCAAGCACCCCUUUGUCACGGUCCGAAACAAUUAUUGAAUCGUACCUUUACCGAUUUGAGUAUCGACGAUUUUGCCUGUCGACCGAUUCUCCUGAUAGCUAGUCGCUACGCCGAGGCAACGAUAGGCGAAAAUGCCAGUAUCGUGUGUCGAGUUAGCGCGAUACCACCGGCCAAGGUGAAAUGGUAUUGGAACGGACGUUUGCUGACCAACCAUUCGGCAUUCAGUGGCUAUCAGAAGAUUUUGAUCUUUGAGGAGGGUCAGUUCCGGAAAAGAAGUACGCUAGUGCUGACGAAUGCUCAGGAAGCGGACUCUAGCGAGUUCUACUGCGUGGCAGAAAAUCGUGCUGGUAGCGUCGAGGCGAAUUUCACUCUUCACGUAUCCCUGAGAACCGCUGGCAUGUCUACUCUCGGUUCCGGCCAAAUCGCCGGUAUAUCCGCCGCUCUGGUCGUGCUCAUUCUCUUUAUACUCCUUAUCAUUCUCGUGUUGUUUAUUCGUUUACGAAGAAUGCCGUUGAAAGACGUGAAGUCGUCGGUUCCUGCGGAAGGGGUGUCCGCCGAUAGUACAGGUGGUAAUAACGAGAAUCCAUCAUCGGCAACGUCGACUACUCGCAGAAAACACGAAGAAAUCGAAACGACGUCGUUCGGUGUGGAAUCGAAGCCACCGGUGUCCUUAAACCUGAGCUACGUUCAAAGACCUCAAGCAGCGGCCUUGCAGACAGAGAACGAGUACGGUUCGAUCGGUCGUUUCGAUGAUCAGAGCCAACAACCCUCGGUGAUGGUUGCACCGGGUGCUUGUUUCUCUUCCACUACGUCACUGAUGCCGAUUGACAAUCCUGAUCUUAUCAGGGACACGCGACGUGGUUCGGCGGAAGACAUUACUCCUUACGGCGGAGCGGACUAUAGUCGUAUGGAAGUGGUGGACGACGCGAAGAUCCUUUACACGAGUUGUAUGUGGGAGGCGAGGGAUACGUGCAGAACAACGGUUCCGGUGAGCACGUACCCUUCGAAGGAAGCCCUAGCUGUAGUGGCACCUAUGGUCGAGCAAUUUCCGCCAGGGGCGAAACAAAUAAGAGUAUGGCAGAAGGGAGUUCCGGUUUUGCCACCGGUGUCUGCGUUGAAGCGUGUCCUCGGCUCGACGCGUAGCUCCCCCGACGAGGGUUAUCAAGAAGGGACUGGAACCGAUGUCUAGGUACCGCUGCUUCAUUACUGUGACGCCCGGCACCGUUACCUGGAGCUUCGUAGACGCCACCAGGACGACACCGACUGCUGAAAGACGUCCUGUCCAGUGCCGGACGAGCGGUAGUGAAAAAGAAAAAAAAUUCUCGAUUUAAUUUAAAUAUCGAACUCCGUCGCGGAUAUUAACGUGAUGGACUAAGACGUCGACCUGUCACGUGGAUUGCGUAUACAUAAAACGUAUAAUAUAUACAUACCACAUGUUACACACUCGUACAUACGUAUAUAUAGACCGAGAAAGUGAUCGAUGAAAUGGUUCGAGAUGUAUUCCGUAUGUGGAUAUACAUACGUGUAGAAGGGUGGCAAACACCGAGAAUGGGAAGUCGUUCGGCCGACUCGGUGGAAACGAACGUCCACUUGUCGCGAGAUUUACGUACAGUGGUCGAUGAAAUAGUUGAAGGUGUCGUCGUGACUAAUGCACGGAACACAUAAAACGAAGAAUCUGUCGAGGACUCGAUCGAUAAAUUCCGCCAUCUGCCAGCUCUAAAAAAAAUAACGCCGGCUUUUUAACCUCCAAGAACUUUUCAUUUUGAACGUUUACGCGUCUGUUUUGUGUGUCCGAUGUGUAGCACGAUAGGAAGAAUAUUCUACUCGACGUUCUAAACGAAUGGAACGGUCAACGCGAUCUGGUAAGAACGACGACGUCGUUUCGGUGGUCUUGCAGUACAAUGUUGACGGCUAAUACUUUCUAUAUGAACGAUUAAGGGAUAUUCGGAGGAAGAACAAAAACAAAAAAAAGAAGGAAAGAAGCGAAAGAGAGAUCACGAAAAAUGGAAUAUAGUAACAUAACGUUUAAAGAUACGGUUUAAAUAUACCGUUUCUUAAGAUAAUAUUUACGAGAAGACUGCAGUGCAUGUUCCGAAGGAUGUGUAGAUAGAGACAGAUACGCGAGAGAAUAAUUUCUAUUUACCGUGUGUGUUGGCUACCGUGUAUACUACACACGUGAAUUUUUUAGUCAAUUUCGAAGGUGUAAUUAAACGAUGUUAGAUGAUUUGGAUAUGGUGUGAGCACAACGACAAUACGAGAUCGAGAAUACGGCCGACGUGCGAUUACGCAUCGCGGUAACGAUGCUCGAAAAAUUCAUUCCAUUUUCCGUCGCGCGUCUAACGAUUCGUCGAUCAGAUUGUUUUUUCAUUUAUUAUUAUCAUCAUCAACGGUACGUACGAAUUAUGAAUACGUUAUAAUUUCGAUAGUCGGAGUAAGAUCGAGUAUCGAAUCGAUUCGGAAUAACUAACGGAAACGCGACAUACGAGGGAAGCGAUAUUGUCACAUCGGAUAGUUAUUGACGUUCGUGUUCGAGGACGAAAAUUCACGGAAACGGUAGAGCGUGAAAUAUGACGUCGGGUACACCUCUGGAUCCGUCGUUGCAAUUCUCCUGACGAUAAAUUGAUUUACUUUGCCGUGCGUUAGGAACCGUUCAAAAUAUAUUCGUGUAACGACACACUGUCUCUUUCGAUAUCGAUUCAUCGAGAAAUUUCACAGACCUUAAAAGCGUUAGUAUACCUACGUCAAUGGUAAUAUCAUGUGCGUAUAUAUCAAUAUCGAUACGUCGGUAUCGAUACAUCGAAUAAUUGCUGACAUCGCGAAUGAUGACAAUUGCGAACGUCGCGAUACCUCUAUCGAACGAGAUAUCUAAUCAACGAUUGAAUUCGGUGAACAAAGAAAAAGUAAAGUGAGACAAAAAAGUUCGCAAUUUCCAGAAUGUAUCCGUCGUCGUUCGAUCUCUGUCUGUUUUUUUGUAUUACCCGGAGCCAAUAGAAUCAAUUACAUAAGACUGUAUAGUAAGCACAGGAAGCCCGUAAGCCAAUUGCAAGCGAAUAUAAACUAUUGCUCAAACACUGAAACGAGGGGCUUGCGAUUGGUUGACCGGCUCAUGCCUCGCGUUAGUGUCUUACGUAAGUGAGUCUGUGUGUGUUGAUCUAGACACUUUGGCGGUAAGCGGUAAGCCAAAACGCCAAUUGCGAAUAUCGGUCAGUUAUCAACCUGUGUCUGUGUUUGUGUCCUGUGUGUUCCGUGUGUGUGUGUGUGCGUAUUUGCCCGACUACGGUUCGUACGUGUCUUGAGAGCAGUGUGCCUGAAUAUACGUAUUCGAACGUAUGUGAUAAUAUGAUCCAGACCAUGCCUACAUGCGGACGUGUGAAUGUAUGAGUGCACUAGUGUAUAUGUGUGCUCGCGCGCGGCAUCGAGAGAUCGAGGGUGAGAUAGUGCAUGCGGUGCAGUGCUUGCAAUUUCUACCGAUUGGUUUAUCGCCUAUCGUUCAGGCCGGCUGCUUUUCUCUGCUCAAUGAUCCUGGAACCAAUCGACGUAUCCGUGAUGAGGUAACAAAAAAAAAAAAAAAAAAAAAAACAAAAA